AUAGAAAAAGUGGAUUAGCACAGCUGUCGCAUUAUCGUUUCGCAGUUUUUAACUAUUUCUUUCUAUUUUAAUGGUUGUUUAGUGAUAUAUUUUGGAACCAUAAUGGCUGACGAAGAGUACGAACGUUUCGAAAUAACCGACUAUGAUUUGGAUAAUGAGUUUAAUCCGAACCGUCGCAGCCGGCGUCCUACCAAACAUCAACAAAUUUAUGGCAUUUGGGCGGACGAGGAUUCAGAUAAUGAAUUGGCGGAUGAAGAAGCAGGUUCUUCUCGUAGAGGACGUAUUCGGGCGGGUAAAAAAUCGAAGGAUUACUCCGCUCCUAUUGGAUUCGUAGCUGGCGGAAUUCAGCAAGCUGGUAAAAAGAAAGAAGAAAAAAAAGACGAUGAUGCUGAGGAAGAAGAUGAAAAAAGACCUCGCUUUGGAACGGUUAAUAGCGGAACUAGCUCCGAAUCAGAAUCGGAAGCAACUCCAAAGGCGAAUGAUUUCAGGUCAAUGGCUGGCUUUCGUAAAUUUACUGCCCAAAGCACCUCCAAUGUUGGCAGAGGCGUUGGAAACUGGGAACAACACACUAAAGGUAUUGGGGCGAAACUGCUCCUACAGAUGGGUUAUCAACCAGGAAAGGGUCUGGGAAAGGAUCUUCAAGGUAUUUCUGCUCCGAUUGAGGCUCAUCUAAGAAAGGGACGCGGAGCAAUUGGUGCGUAUGGGCCCGAGAAAAAAACGGUUGUAAAAGAUCAGAAGCACAAAGCAGUCAAAGAUGAAUCGAGCGAAAUUAAAGAAAAAGAUAUCAGUCAGCAAUGGAAAAAGGAAAAACACAAGGGUCGUUAUUUCUACAAGAGCGUUGAAGACGUAAUUGAAAAGGGUAAACGUUCUUUUGCGCUUUUUGACAAGAAUUCCAAGCUAAGUCAUGUCAAGGUAAUUGAUAUGACGGGCCCCGAAAGCAGAGUGCUAAGUGGAUACCAUGCUCUGGGUCAAGCUAAAAUGGUUGAUGAAGAUCUGUAUGAUGCUAAACCUACUAAAGAAACGGCAAAUUUUGCGCUUCCAGAACUGAUGCACAAUUUAAAUUUAAUUGUGGAACUUUGCGAGCAGGAUAUUAUUGCCAUUGACAAACAAAAAUGUUCGUCUAAAGAUCGAGAGGAGCAACUGGAAAUUGAGAAAGAUAAUCUCAUUCGCAUUACUCAAUUAGAAGAGGAUUAUAUUCAAACACUGGAAGGUGCUUUAGAAUUGGUUAAAGCUUUGGUAGAACCAGAAAGUGGAUCAGUUUCUUUAGAAGACUGCGAACGAGUUUUUGUUCGAAUGCAAACGGAAUUUCCAGCUGAAUAUAAAGAAUUCGGUCUGGCAGACUUGGCCCCUGGCGUUGUUGCUCCGUUGAUAGCCGCUCGCUUGAAGGAAUGGAAUCCGUUUGUUGAGCCAACACUUCAUCUAGACCUGUUCAAACGAUGGCGUUCAAUUUUGGGUUCAUCGGACACGGAAAGACGCAAUCUAUUGGAUCCGUAUUCUGGUCUUGUGUGGUCCGGAGUAAUUCCAAGUAUCCGAUCAGCCGCCACGAACUGGGACCCACGAAUACACCAACCAAUGAUAGCACUACUCGAUGCGUGGGCUCCUCUACUGCCGGCAUGGAUUUUGGACAACGUUCUAGAGCAGAUUACGAUGAAUAAAUUGACUUCUGCAGUAACAGAAUGGGAUCCACUGACGGACACGAUACCAAUUCACAUUUGGAUUCAACCGUGGGCCGGCAUUCUCGGAUCAAAAAUGGAAGAAAGUAUUUAUCCAACCAUUCGAGAGAAACUCAGCAAGGCAUUGAAAGCAUGGAAUCCCGAAGAUCGAUCAGCCCGGGCCAUGAUCACUCCGUGGAAGGGAGUCAUGGCCGAAGAAGAUCUUCAAGCGUUCCUAACAAAGAACAUUAUUCCGAAGUUAGAGCUACGAUUAACAGAACUGGUGAUCAAUCCACUGCAGCAAGAUUUAGAAAUUUUCAAUCAAGUGUGGGAAUGGAACGAACUCAUCUCAACUCUUCAGAUGGCAUCCAUCCUGGAUAAAUAUUUCUUCCCGAAAUGGAUACAAACACUGGUGCUAUGGUUAAACCAGUCUCCCAAUUUCGAUCAAGUAACGCGUUGGUAUCAGGGCUGGAAAUCGCAGUUCACCGAUGACAUAAUCCGCCAGACAAACAUCAAGGAAAACUUCCGCAAAGCGCUGGAAUUGAUGCAGCGUUCAAUUGGAAUAACGACAUCAUCGUCGGCACCUUCUUCUUCUUCCGAACCAAUGGACACGACGCCAGUUGCCUCCACUACGAAGUCAUCUACUAUCGAUAUUUCCGGAGAUGCUGUACCUUCGAUGGAAUUCAAGGAACUCGUUUCCCAAAAGUGCGCCGAAAGAGGCAUCAUAUUUGCGCCGAUGCCGGGUCGAAGAGAGAUGGGCAAACAGGUUUAUCGAGCGGGAAAGCUAUUUUGCUACAUCGAUCGAUCGGUUUGUGUGGUUAGCCUGGAUGGCGGUGUCAACUGGACUCCGAUUUCUUUGUCGGCUAUGCUGGAUCGAGCGAUUAGUGGUUAAACCUAAAUGUAUUUUCAAUAUGAGCUUAAU
This is a messenger RNA of Malaya genurostris, 2574 nucleotides long. It is a transcript of the gene sip1, whose product is annotated as septin-interacting protein 1. Bases 103 to 2544 code for a protein of 813 amino acids. Gene Ontology annotation, cellular component: U2-type post-mRNA release spliceosomal complex. The record is from RefSeq and is a predicted model, not a curated record. Gene Ontology annotation, biological process: spliceosomal complex disassembly. The transcript has 2 exons. NCBI's taxonomy places the organism in Eukaryota, Metazoa, Arthropoda, Insecta, Diptera, Culicidae. Gene Ontology annotation, molecular function: nucleic acid binding.